Molecule: messenger RNA, 3192 nt
Organism: Pangasianodon hypophthalmus (striped catfish)
Lineage: Eukaryota; Metazoa; Chordata; Actinopteri; Siluriformes; Pangasiidae
Gene: il17rd
Product: interleukin 17 receptor D
Exons: 13
Coding region: 112-2346 (744 amino acids)
Molecular function (GO): interleukin-17 receptor activity
Source: RefSeq, a predicted model, not a curated record
CCCCUAUCUGCAGAGCAGUGAAGUGAAGCCUGAGCGUCGGAUAUGAAGCGUCUGUGCAGAGAGCUGCUGAUUAUUCGUACUUGAGCGGGACUUCAUGGACGAGCCUGGGACAUGGCUCUGCGACUCACACUGCCCCAGCGCAUAACCACGCUGUCUCUGGUUUUACUUUUGCACCACACCGUAGCUGCAGCCAGCGGAGGGAGGAAAGGGAACGCCGAGAAAUGCGGGUACAAGGGAAUUCAGUCCAGUUCAGACGAAAGUGGACGCAAGCUCGUCACCUAUCGAAAUGACAACUGCUCUCUGAACUGGAACCCGUGGGGGAAACAUGCCAUCCAUGAAGUGAACAAUAUCAGCUUCACUCAUCUGUCCUGUGAUAACCAGGCAGCCGUGGUAGUCCACUGGAUGCCAAGUCCCCUCGGUAUUGAACAUGUAAAGGGGUUUCGUGUUUAUCUGGAGGACAAGAAUCCGGAGGGGAAGCAGUGCCAACACAUGAUCCUGAAGGACCCUCGACAACUCAAUUUCUCCUUCAAGAAUGUUAAGCUGAGCUCGCAGCCUUUCGUUGGUUUGGCCUUCGAAAUGGACUACAUGGUCAGGAUAGUGCCAUUUCCCACUUUCAUGAACGACAGCUUCUUCCCUCCUUCCUUCCUGCACACUAACAGUUGCGAAGUGCUUCUUGGCCCAGACAACCUCGUCUGCAAACCAUUCUGGAAGCCCAAGAUGCUCAACGUCUCCCAGCUCGGCUCCAAUCUGCAUGUGGUUUUCGAUCACGCUCCUCCCACCUUUGGCUUCAACACCUACUUCCUGUAUUACAAGCUUCGACAGGAGAGCCACUUCAAACUCAAACGCUGCAAACCGGAGCCGAAUGGCCCUAAAACAACAUGCAUUCUGCAAGAUGUUACUCCAGGAACAUAUGCAAUAGAGCUCCGUGAUGACAGUAACAACACCAGGAGACAGACUCAGUAUCAUGUGAGCCAAGUGCAUUCUCCGUGGGCUGGACCCAUCCGUGCCAUGGCCAUCACCGUGCCUCUGGUUAUUAUGUCUGCCUUCGCCACUCUCUUUACCGUCAUGUGCCGCAAGAAACAGCAAGAGAACAUCUACUCCCACCUGGAUGAAGAGAGCUCCGAGUCGUCCUCUCACACCACAGCCUUGAGCACAGAGAGACCGUGGCCUCGGCCCAAAGUCUUCAUCUGCUACUCCACUAAAGACUGCCCCAAACAUCUUGCUGUCAUUCAGAGCUUUGCCUUCUUCCUGCAGGAUUUCUGUGGCUGUGCGGUGGCUCUGGAUCUUUGGGAGCAUCUGGAAAUCUGUAAGGAAGGUCAGAUGUCAUGGUUGAGCCGGCACAUCGAUGAGGCUCACUUCCUCAUCACCAUCUGCUCCAAAGGCUUUAAAUACUUUGUAGAGAAAAGGCAUCGCAAAGGCAAGGCCACAUCCAAGGAGAAAAACAAAGAGGUGGCUAUACCAGACCUGAGCAGCAACGACCUCUUUGUUGUAGCUGCUGCCAUGAUCAGUGAGAAGCUGCGCGAGACACAGCAGGGCUCAGGUGACCUCUCGCGCUUCAUGGCCGUCUACUUUGACUACUCACGUGAGAGUGAUGUGCCCGCCUCGCUGGCUCUGGCGCCCCACUUCAAGCUGAUGGACCAGCUGCCAGAGCUGUUGGCACGGCUGCACUCGCGUCAGCUUGGCAUACCCGCCGUCAGCAAGCGCAACUAUUUCCGCAGCAAGGCGGGCCGCUCGCUUUACGUAGCCAUCUGUAACAUGCAUCAGCACAUCGCCCAUGAACCCGACUGGUUUGAGCGACAGCUCAUGCCUCCUGUUUCUGCUCCUGUCCCUCACAAGCGCGAGAAGCCUGACUCAGGGCUCGCGCUCAAUGAGGUGGUGCUGAAGCGGCCUUCCGAGAGUGAGCGCCCCAUCAUGAACAUUCUCAUCCCACCCACGAUGCCAAAUCCAGGCACUUUCUUGCUCUCUGGCAUAGCCUCGAGUUCAGCGCAGGAGGAAAUUGGGGAAAGUUCAUCACAGUCAUCAUCAGUUCAGGAGGCAAGUGCAUUACUGAGGCCUUUGUGCCACACAGAUGGCUCAGCGAGCCCUCCAGAAAUGCCCAGAGACUCUGGAAUCUACGAUUCAUCAGUGCCAUCUUCAGAGCUGUCAAUCCCACUGAUGGACGGACUUUCACCAGACCUGGCAGACUCGUCCUCCUUGACGGAAAGUGUGUCUUCUUCCUCUGGACUAGGUGAUGAGGAACCGCCUGCUGUUAGCUCACUACAUUGCACCACACCCACCAUCUGCAAGGCAGAGCUUCAUCACAUUGUGGCGCCAAGUGAAGGACUUGUAGCACCAGCCUCCCCCUAGUGGCCUUUUUCUGGAUGCGCAUCGCCACUUUACUGCCUUCUUUAUCACAUGACUCAAGUUGCCAACAAGCCUUAUUUCUUGCGAGUCCCCCUUAGACAUGAUGAAGCCUUUGGUUUCCUUUGUGGAGAUAUCUGGAGACGUAGAUGAAUUUGUCCUGGACAAAUGUACAGUACUCUGAGAAGGGGACCGCUGUCUAACCAAAGCAGCUGUGAACUCUCGAGUCCAGCCUUUUUUGUUAGUUGUAGCACAAAGCAUUACAGUAGUUAGUCCAUAAAACUGGGUUUUAUCAGAACAAUCAAAUAACCAACUGCUCUUUACCACAUCAUCAGAUGGAGUUUACAGCACCAGGAGCAUGUGGGGACAACCGUAUUAUUAUGAGUGUGGAACUUGGCAAACUUAAACAAAAAAAGCUAUUUCAGUUUUAUUUAUUGAUUGAUAUUAACUUUUAUCAUCAUUGGUUCGUAGAUGACCCACAGAUGUUUUAAUUACUUUUGGUCAGUUUUGUAUUGGUCUUCCUCCGUUUUUUUUUUUUUUUUUUUUUUUUUUUUGUAAAACAGUUUUACUAAGAACUAAUUACAUACAUGAUAUAUUGCUUUCAUCUGCCAUUUGAAUUUCAGAGCAAAAGACAUGCAUUAAUCAGCCUUAAUUAAUGAAUUAAUUGCUGACAAAGGGAACAGGAAAUAAUUGACAAGUAUCAGAACUGUCGAUUUGCAGAAAUUUUUAUUUUUUUGUACAGUUCUUCUUAGAGUAAUAGAAGUGAUUUCUACAUUAUAUAUGAACUUUGUACUGUUUUAUAGUACUUUAAUGUAGGAAAUGUGUUAAUAAAACUAAAUUUUUUAUGAUAAA